This is a messenger RNA of Acanthaster planci (crown-of-thorns starfish), 1832 nucleotides long. RefSeq lists its product as uncharacterized. Gene Ontology annotation, biological process: sleep; positive regulation of voltage-gated potassium channel activity; regulation of synaptic transmission, cholinergic. NCBI's taxonomy places the organism in Eukaryota, Metazoa, Echinodermata, Asteroidea, Valvatida, Acanthasteridae. The record is from RefSeq and is a predicted model, not a curated record.
GUUUAUUUCUAUGGAGUGAAUUUUUAUGUAUGGCCUUUGACAGAAGUGGCAAGUUUCUUUUGCUGUCCAGUGUACAUGCCAACAGUCCGACCGGGAGAUUACUAUGGGAGUGCCUCCAAAAUAAUGGUCAACGCUGACCGAACCACGACAAAAUGGUACAAUGACCUCGUAUCCUUUCCUUUGAAGGAGUUUGUCCGUGGGACCCAAUCUUUUGUUGGAAGGUUGGAAAUAGUGAACAGGUCUAGUGUACUCCGGGUAAAUUUGGAUUACAAUGGCUUGAGAAUGCUUUAUUUUGCAAGGAGAGGAGGGCACCAACCCCACCCCCCAAAAUAAAAACUGCCGAUCGACCUAGGACGACUGAUUAUCGAAAACUUCUCCGAAAGUCAUGGGAUCACCCACGACAAAAUAACGUAGUAGAAACCGAGAGGUUUCGAAAUAAGCUUUCAUUUGAUGUCUAGGAAGUUGUAUGUCUGCAAGUUGUCCGAUUUCGUGAAAGUACCAUGUUUGCUGUAUACUUUCACAGUUGGUACCGGUGGAGUAAUUCUGUGCAGACUUUUUGGGUGAUCACACAGGACAAUCAAUAACGAUAGGGACUGUCCACGACGGCACUGUAGAUCACCCUUCGGGUUCUAUUUUCUUCCUUUUCAUAUCUGUUAUCAGAGAACGUGUUUGAGCAGCAACUGCCUAGCCAUUUGUACACGUUUGUAAUUGCUAUGACCCCUUCGGUGAUGAUACAUCUUGUGAACCGUACCGCCAUUGGGUGAGUCAAACGACGAAAGCGUACAAACUAUUUAUUUCCCCAAGGCUGAAUAUGCUUGUGCUCACUCAGGUCAAGGAUGUGCAUGUUUUGUGCUCUACCAACCAUCACACACUGGGAAAGAGCGACUAUGAGGUAUUCAAAUAGUAACGAGUUUUUUUUCAACGCGGUCCUUGCUAAACGCAACUGAUUUGCAUAAUCUUUUCAGAAUUCCCUUUUGAAGUCAGAAAAGAUGAUAUACCGGGUAUCAACAUAACAAUUUGAAUAGUAAAACACGUCAGCCAUGCAAAACGUACAUGGAUGCCGAACCUAAUUUGCAUGGGCACGUGAUCUUGCGACGUAGCAAAACUGCCGACUGCAUAACAGAUAGUCAGACCAUUUACCAUCUACCUACCGAUCCACAAACUUCGCCCGGCAGACAAUAAGCCAAAUAGACACAGGUCAAAGUCUACAGAUUGUCUGCGACCGGCUUCAGACGUGUCAUAUCGUUGUCUGUGCCCACGCAACAGUGACAUCCCACUGGAAGUGGGUGCGGCUGGGCCCUCGCUCAACUUCUACAGGCGCAGGCUUAGCAGACGGUUGAGUAGGUGUUCAAUUACUGAUCAGCGUCAAGGUUUGCUGUAGUGACUAUACAGCUGUGUUUGUCUACCUGUGGUACACCAUGAAGCUUCUAGAAGUUGCCAUCCUUCUAACCUCCAUUGGAGGCAUCAUGGGGUUGCAGUGUUACACCUGCACCAAUGGAGCUGGUGUAGGUACCGACACCAGUGCCUGCGAUGACCCAUUCAAUACCAGCACCACUGAUCCUAACGUUCUGAAAACCACUUGCACAACUGGGUUCGAUACCUGCGCUAAAGCAACUCUAUCCAGUGGCGGAUCGAAUCUAGUGGCGAGAACGUGUUACUCCAGUCUCACCUGCCCAGCUCAAAAUGGAUGCGCCUCGGGCGACUAUGGCGGCCAAUCCGCCACAGUCUGCUGCUGCAGCGGCAGUCUGUGCAACGGAGUUGGGUCGUUGGCCGCAAACGUCAUCGCUACUGUCGCCAUCAUCUUCAUGGCAAUGUUUCUCGCUCGCUAGGAG